This is a messenger RNA of Hypoxylon fragiforme, 2951 nucleotides long. Its product is annotated as flavin-containing amine oxidoreductase. The record is from RefSeq and is a predicted model, not a curated record. Bases 542 to 2644 code for a protein of 700 amino acids. The transcript is spliced from 10 exons. Gene Ontology annotation, biological process: amino acid catabolic process. NCBI's taxonomy places the organism in Eukaryota, Fungi, Ascomycota, Sordariomycetes, Xylariales, Hypoxylaceae. Gene Ontology annotation, molecular function: L-amino-acid oxidase activity; polyamine oxidase activity.
CAACGACAGGCUACCCGGGCGGUCAACUGCGUGGCUUAUACAGCUCCUCAGAGCCCCCAUGUCUACUCUGGAAAUGGCUCUUACAGACGUCAAGACAGGUAAACGUUGCCCGAGCGGUCCGCUGAUCGGUUGGUCGUUAUCUCUUCACCUAUACCAGCCACCUACCGACUCGGGCAAAUAGCUUAGAAAAUACCACCGUGAUUCCAAUACUAUCAGUCGCUUCCAGUCCACCCGAGGCUAGUAACGUUUGCAUCGAGGUUGAUUAUGCGUCCUAUCACCUAUCUACUAGGUACCCAACCUACUGGGUAGGGAGAUGCUCAGUCAUGAAGAGAGGUAAUGGGGGGGCCUUGUCCUUGGUUCGAUGGACAUGCGAUACCGCUUACCUACGUAACCUCCUCCGCUUCAUGCCGGUACGACAUGGGCAGCACCAACAAAGUCCGAGGUAAUGUAUAGGUAUAUAUAAAUGGCAAGAGGCUCGGAUAUGGGUUGUAGUUGGUUGUCCCAUUCAAGACAUACCAGUGUCUGAUCUUCGGGUUUCAAAAUGCUUUGGCUAUCUCUCGUCAGUCUGGCAAGCCAGGCGGUGCUUGUCUCCGCCUCGCAACUACCCGUCAAGCUAGAGACACGUUCGACGCUCAAUUCGCGUCUGGCCAACAUUCACAUCUCUUUCGACAUACCCGUUGAGGGCGAUGUGACAUAUACCUAUGGCGGCUGUGACAACACGCGCCUCCAUGAGGCUCACCAUACCGUUGGCCAAGGUAGAAGCACCAAGGACUCACGACUCGUAUGGAUUCUACCAGAUGAAGAAAUGGCAUUCGACGGUUGUCUCUCGGCCUGGGACACAUGGGGAAAGCUGGUAGGCCGCAGCGAACCCCAACAGCUAAGCGGGCGGAAGCUGAAGAGGCGGGGUGCCAGUACUAUCGAGAUGUCGAGUUCCAACGGCAUCGACUCUUGGGGCCCGUGGUUCGACGGGGUGGAGCUACUCAAGAACAAGGAGAUCUGCGCCGUCGAUGCUGUGGAGGCCAAAUCAAAGCACGUGGCCAUCGUGGGCGCCGGCAUGUCGGGAUUGAUGACCUAUCUAGUCCUGACCCAGGCCGGGCUAACGAACGUGAGCAUCAUCGAGGCUAGCCAGCGUCUUGGUGGCAGAGUUCACACGGAAUACCUCUCCGGUGGACCGUUUGACUAUUCCUAUCAAGAGAUGGGCCCCAUGCGGUUCCCAGAGACGAUAGAGUACUCGAAUGAGACCUAUAACAUCACUGACCACCAGCUCGUGUUCCAGCUGGCAGGUGAGAUGAACAAAAUCAACAACCACAACAAGAACUUCAGUGUUGAUUUCAUCCCCUGGCACCAAUCCAGCCCCAAUGGCUUAUACUACCACAAUGGCAUCAAGCUAGAUACCGGGCUGCCACCAACGCAGGCUCAAAUUAAGGCAAAUGCUUCUCUAGCAGUUACAGAGACCCUGAACGCGUCGACGCAGGCUCUGUCCGACAAGAUCAGUGCCAUUACUUCCAAUGAGACGUUUAUGAUCGAAUUAGCUACCAACACGUUCAAAGCUCACAAGGAUUUCUUGGUCAAUGGUCUCGGUGGGCUUGGCGGUGAUACUUGGUCCGAGUUCGCUUAUAUGGUGAAUUACCUCAAUGCGACCCUCAACGACACCGACGUCCUUGAAGGGGGUGCAAGUUCAUUCUGGGAUUCCCUCUACGACGGCGUGUACUUUGGCGCCACAACCUGGAGGACAAUCAACGGAGGCCUUAGCCGACUACCACAGUCCUUCCACCCGCUAGUAGACCACGUGACGACGAUGAACCGCAAGGUCGAGCGUGUCCAAUGGGCCGAAGACACUCAGAAAGUCACGCUGCAGUGGAGAAACAACUACACCGAUACCGUCUUCAAGAACGCAUCGUAUGACUACGCCGUCUUCGCGCUUCCCUUCUCAAUUGUUAAGAAGAUGAGAAUGCCAUCUCUCCCCCCAACAAUCUCCAACGCAAUCCAGAACAUGCCCUUCGAGUCUGCCUGCAAGGUCGCCCUCGAAUACAAAACCCGCUUCUGGGAGCACUUCUCCAACCCCAUCUUCGGCGGCUGUUCCACCUCAACCGACAUCCCCGGCGUCGGCUCAAUCUGCUACCCCUCGUACUGCCUGAACUGCACUGGCCCCGCCUCUCUGCUCGCCUCGUACGCGUCGGGCGACUGGGGCGCGCGCUGGGUGUCGGUGCCCGAGGCCGAGCACGUGCAGUACAUGGUGGACGCGAUGGCGGAGAUCCACGGCCCCAUCGCGCACGAGCAGUUCACGGGGAAAUACAACCGCCGCUGCUGGAUGCUGGACGAGUACGAGGGCGGCAGCUGGGCGAGCCCGACGGUGGGGCAGCACCAGCUGUAUCUGCCGGAGUACUUUAAGACGUAUAACAAUAUGAUCUUCGUCGGCGAGCAGACGUCCUACACACACGCGUGGAUCGCUUCCGCGCUCGAGUCGGGGAUCCGCGGCGGGGUCCAGUUGCUUCUUGAACUCGGUCUCGUCGACGAAGCCAAGGCAACAGUUGAGAAGUGGAUGGCGCGCUGGAUCGAUGUUGUAAGUUUUUUGUUUUUUUUUCCCUCUCUUCUUUUCUCUUUCUCUUUCUCUUCCUUUUCUUAUCAACGGCCCGGAAGCUAAUGGCUAAAUAUUUUCCUUUUAGUAAAAAAUGCCCUAGAUACCUAGGUAUCUUACCUAAUAAAGGGAGGGGGGGUUGGCAAUAAAGUAAAUUGGUAUGGGUGUGUAGUACCUAGAUACAUACAUACACAUCUGCCAUGUGCCGUAACACAGAAGGUUCAAAUCUAGGAUCAUGUACCUAGAUACCCGAUGUACCCAAGCACCUGUAUAUUCUCGAGCCGUGUCACAAGGCUCGUAAACGAAAAAUAUAUAUAUAUAUAUAGAUAGAUAUCAUUUCGAAUGAAUGUUAAGAGUUUCAAAGAGUUUUGAA